Molecule: messenger RNA, 3090 nt
Organism: Miscanthus lutarioriparius
Lineage: Eukaryota; Viridiplantae; Streptophyta; Magnoliopsida; Poales; Poaceae
Source: the annotation of a GenBank genome assembly
AUGGAUCGACGCAGCUGGCCUUGGAAGAAGAAAUCAUCUGAUAAAUCAUCAAAUGCAGAUGCGUUGCAGAAUUCUAAUCAUGCAGAACAGGAAGAUAAAGCUCCAAAAUUUAUGCAAAUUUCACCUGAAACAUAUGCACAUCUUACUGAGUCGGAGGAAAAAGUAAAAGUUUUAGAAGAAAAUGUGAUGGUCUUGAAUGAAAAACUCUCUGCGGCACAAUCUGAGAUCACAACUAAAGAUGCUCUUGUGAAGCAGCAUGCAAAAGUUGCUGAAGAAGCUGUAUCAGGUUGGGAGAAAGCUGAAGCAGAGGCCUCCGCACUGAAGCUUCAGUUAGAAACUGUUACAUUGUCUAAGCUAGCAGCUGAAGAAAGAGGUGCACAUCUGGAUGGUGCAUUGAAAGAAUGCAUGAAGCAAGUAAGGACUGUUAAGGAAGAAGGUGAGCAGAAGCUACAUGAUGUAGUCUUUGCAAAAACCAAACAGUGGGAGAAGAUAAAGGCCAAGUUCGAAGCAAAAUUACUUGAAUUUGAACAGGAACUCAUAAGGGCUGGUGCUGAGAAUGAUGCACUCACAAGAUCACUUCAAGAGCGGGCAGAACUGUUGAUGAAAAUUGAUGAGGAAAAAGCUCAAGCUGAAGCCGAGAUUGAAGUCUUAAAAAGCACAAUCCAAUCAGGUGAAAGGGAGAUAAAUUCACUAAAAUAUGAAUUGCAUGUUGUCUCCAAAGAGCUUGAAAUCCGCAAUGAAGAAAAGAACAUGAGUGUGCGCUCAGCUGAUGUAGCAACUAAACAGCACCAGGAAGAUGUCAAGAAAAUAUCAAAACUUGAAGCUGAAUGCCAGAGAUUGCGCGCCCUUGUUCGAAAGAAGUUACCUGGCCCUGCUGCACUAGCUCAGAUGAAAAUGGAGGUGGAGAGCUUGGGUAGAGAGUAUGGAGACCACAGAGUACGACGAUCCCCUGCAAAGAAUUCUAGUUUCCAUCGGCCUAUGUCUCCUAUGUCUCCUGUUCCUGAUUAUGCAAUUGAGAACAUACAACACAUGCAGAGAGAGAAUGAGUUUCUGACUGCUCGUUUUUUAACAAUGGAAGAAGAAACCAAGAUGUUUAAAGAGGCAUUGACAAAGAGAAACAGUGAGCUGCAAUCUUCAAGAAGCAUGUAUGCUAAGACAGCAGGAAAGCUCCGAAGCUUGGAAGUUCAAAUGUUGACUGGAAACCAGCAUAAGAGUCCAUCAACUCCAAACUUGGAUAUUCACUUUGAUGGUGCAUUGAGCCAAAAUGGAAGCAACCCACCUAGCAUGACUUCCAUGUCUGAAGAUGGGGUAGAUGAUGAAGGAAGUUGUACAGAAUCUUGGGCCAACGCUCUGGUAUCUGAGCUCUCUCAAUUCAAAAAAGAGAAGGCGGCCAAGAGCAGCGCGACAGAAAGCUCCAAUAGGUUGGAGCUCAUGGAUGACUUCUUAGAGAUGGAGAGAUUAGCAUGUCUGUCUUCUGAAGUUAAUGGCAAUGGCAGUACUACUGACAAAAUGAAGAUAGACGAUGUUGGGGCUACUUUGCCUGGCUUUACUGAAAGAGAUGGUGUUAAAGAUUUGCAGUCAGCUUCACCAAUGUCAGAAACUCCAUCUAAUAAACAGCGUCUGUCUGAGAAAUCUUCGCUUUCGAAAUUCCAGUCAAGAAUAUCUUCCUUACUGGAUUCUGAAUCACCAGAGAAUAAUGCUGGAAAGGUACUUGAUAGUAUCAGAAACAUUCUAAAGGAUAUUGAAGAUGAGGCAGAUUCGGUGAAUGCAAAUGGGACUUCAAGUUCACAGAGCAAAUGUGCCAUGGAUCAAGAACUUAAGAAUGCCAUAUUGAAGAUUCAGGACUUUGUCAAGUUACUUGAUCAAGAAGUCUCCAAGUUUCAAGGCCAGUCAUCUGAUUAUGAUGGGCUAUGUGAGAAAACACUACAGUUCUCUGCAUUAGUUGACAGAGUUCUGUCAAACGAUGAUGUCCUAAAUGAUAUUGUCAUGGCACUGUCUGUUAUCUUGUCAGAAACUAGCCAGAUUAAGUUCACAUUGUUGAGAGACAAUAGCAAUGAAGCAGAAACUAAUAACUUAGAUUGUGUUGAUAAAGUGACUCUACUUGAAAAUAAGGUGGUGCAGCCUGAGCCAGUAAAAGACAAUGUUUCUAGUCUCUGCCCACUAUUGCCUCAUUCAUCUUCAGAUCCUGAGUUUGAGGGGCCUGCUGAUGCUGGAUUUGAUGUUAAGACUGCAGUGAAGGUCUGCUUGCCAGAGGAAUAUGAACAACUUAAAUCUGAGAAGAUAAUUUUGGAGGGAGAACUAGCGAAGUGCAACGAAAUAAUAGAAGAAACAAAGGUUAGAUUAAGUGAUAUGGAGAAAAACCUGGAAGACCUCACAUCUAAGUUGGCUGACAGUGAGAAAUCAAAUAGCUUGAGUGAGACACAGUUGAAGUGUAUGGCUGAAUCUUACAAGUCACUUGAAUCAAGGAAAAUUGAAUUAGAAAAUGAGAUAGAAGUGUUACAGUCCAAAAUAGAUGCUUUAACAGCUGAACUCUCUGAUGAAAGACAAAGUCAUCAGGAAGACUUAGUUAAAUACAGAGAUCUCGAGGAGAAGAUGGAAAGGUAUGAGAUGGAGAGGAGUUCAAUGCUUGUGGACGAGGACCCAGACACCAAGUCAAAGCAGGAGAAAGAGAUAGCGGCUGCAGCAGAGAAGCUGGCAGAGUGCCAGGAAACUAUAUUGAUUCUUGGCCGUCAGCUGCAAGCUAUGCGUCCUCCAGCCGAGUCACUAGGCUCUUCACCUAAUGGGCAACGCAUGGAGGACUUUCUGCAGGAUGCUGUAGGAACAACCGCAGGAGAAUAUUCCCAGAAGCCUUCGGGCCAACCUGAUACAGACCAGGAUAUGCUUAGGACAAGAAGUGUGUCUCCGGUCAAUGGAUACAAGACACACAUGAUCCCUUCUGAUGCGGACGGAAGCCCUUUCGUUUCUCCUAACAGCUCCAAGCGCCCGAAGCAUCGAUCGAGGUCCUCUUCGUCUUCCUCAUUCACCAACCACCCGUUGCCAGACAAACAGAGCCGAGGAUUCAGUCGGUUCUUCGCAAAGACCAAAGAGUGA